AUGUUGAGAUUUGAUCAGUUAAAACUAGCUUAUAAUAAAUUUCGCUUUAAUGUUGUUCUGCCAUUCAUUAUUUUGAUCUCUUAUACUUUACUAGGUGCAGCCAUUUUUCGUAGCCUUGAGCUUCAUCGCGAUCAAAAUGAGCGUGAAGUGUUCCGAAAAAGUUAUAGCUAUGCAUUCGACCAGAUGAUCAAGCGGAUUAUGGAGAUACGGUGCGAUGAUCAAAUAAUUCGUAAUGACGAAAAUCUCCAAGUGAAAUAUACGAAAGAAGCAAUUGAUUGGUUAUUCCAUUACUUAAAUUUUACCGAUAUAAUUAGUGAGCGAACAGAAUCCAGUCCAUGGUCAUGGUAUGGUGCGAUGUUUUACGCUGGACAACUUUACACAACAAUAGGCUAUGGACUACCGGUAGCAAAAACGAAAGCAGGUCAAAUAGCAAGUAUUUUUUAUAUAAUGAUUGGUAUUCCGAUUUUUUUAAUUAUUUUGAAGGAUGGAAAGCGUAAUCAAGGAUAUAUGAAGUGGGUUCAAAUCGGAGAAAAUGGAAAUCAUAAAAAUAAUUCGACAAUUGAAUUUGACAUCGAAGAGAAUUCUUCGUUUCAAAGCAAUGACUUGAAAAAACGAAGGUCGCAGGAUCAUGCAUUUCCUAUUCCAAUUGCAUUAACAAUUCUAGUAUUUUGGAUUGGAUUUUCCGCUGCACUCUUUUGUUUGUGGGAAACUGAAUGGGGAUAUCUCACUUCAGUAUAUUUUUUUUUCGUCUCCAUAAGCACUGUUGGUCUUGGUGACAUAGUUCCUGGCAAUAAAGAUAUGAUGCUUGUUAAUUUUUUGCUGAUUUUAAUCGGCCUUGCUUUAUUAUCGAUGUGUAUAAACCUUAUACAGGUAUUAGAUUACAUUUUUCUUAAUGGAACAAAAUUACCAAAAAUCUCAACUUUCUAA
Messenger RNA from Dracunculus medinensis (Guinea worm), 927 nucleotides. Lineage: Eukaryota; Metazoa; Nematoda; Chromadorea; Rhabditida; Dracunculidae. The record is from the annotation of a GenBank genome assembly.